CUCUUUCUUGCUUGUGUUUUGUGCUUGGGAGCUUCUUGGAUUCCCAUCAAAGACGGCUUCCAGCAGGACCUCUACCUAAACGAUCCAUCUUACCCGGGUCUGGGUCAAAAUUCAUUGUGUCGGCUGCUGGUCUGUCCGUCUGUCGCAAACGCCGCCCCGCCGCCAUCGCACCUUAGAAGAGUCAAACCCCGCCGUUGCGUCUCCUCAAGCAGUUCUGCUGGGCGUUGUCGCCUUAUUUCAUCUGAUCUUCCUGUCAAGCAUCAGCUUUCGUUAUGGCGUCAGAGCAGCCCGUCCAAACCCCCGCGACGGGUGGUUCUCUUGAGGACCGCAUCACGAAACCUGAAGAACCGCAGCCUUCCAAUACCGCAGAGAAGGACGCUGAAAAGACCAGCUCCCAAACUGAUGGCACUCCUGCUACCCUGGGCGGCUCAGCCCUGCUCGAACCCGAAUACACAGUCGAAGUCAAGCUCAGUGAUCUUCAGGCCGAUCCUAAUAACCCUCUUUAUUCCGCGAAAACUUUCGAGGAGCUUGGACUAGAUCAACGCAUCCUUCAAGGGCUUCUGGCGAUGAAUUUCCGCAAGCCUUCCAAGAUCCAGGAAAGAGCCUUGCCUCUUCUACUGGGCAAUCCCCCCAAGAACCUUGUCGGGCAAUCUCAGUCCGGUACUGGAAAAACGGCUGCUUUCGUUUUGAAUGUCCUCAGUCGUCUUGACCUCUCUACGGAGCAAAUGCAGAAGACCCCGCAGGCUUUAAUUCUGGCACCUACUCGAGAGCUGACACGUCAGAUUGUUGGUGUUGUCCAGGUUAUGGGCCAAUUCCUUGAAGGACUCAUCAUUGGUACCGCUGUGCGAGCGGAUACCAACAGUCAGCUACCAAAGAUGGACUGCUCUGUGGUUGUCGGAACGCCGGGUACAGUCAUGAACAUGAUCAAGAAGCGUGUUAUGAUUCCUGCUCGUCUCAGGGUGCUCGUCUUGGAUGAAGCUGAUAACAUGCUUGAGCAACAAGGCUUGGGAGACCAGUGUAUCCGUGUGAAGGCAAUGCUGCCAAAAGAUCUUCAAGUAGUCCUCUUUUCAGCUACGUUCCCCGCUCACGUACAUCGAUAUGCGUCAAAGUUUGCGCCGGCAGCGAAUGAGAUCACCCUGCAGCACGAGGAGUUAACCGUGGAGGGGAUCAAGCAAUUCUUCCUUGACUGCUCCAGUGGCGAAGAUAAAUACCAGACCCUAGUCCAGCUUUACGGUCUCCUCACCGUGGGAUCAUCCAUAAUCUUCGUUAAUUCCCGUUCCGCUGCAGCGGAAAUUGAAAAGCGCAUGGUUGCCGAAGGCCACACCGUAGCAUCUUUGACAUCCAGCAUCGAGGGUUCGCAGCGUGACGCGGUGAUUGACCGAUUCCGCAGCGGUGAAGCCAAGGUACUAAUCGCGACCAACGUUCUCGCCCGAGGAAUUGACGUCUCGACCGUCUCCAUGGUGAUCAACUACGACGUCCCCGAAAUCCACGACCGAGGUAAACCCCGCCAGGCAGACUACCAGACCUACCUCCACCGUAUCGGUCGUACAGGCCGUUUCGGCCGUGUUGGCGUCGCCAUCACCUUCGUCUCGGACAGAUUGGAAUGGGAAAUCCUCAAUUCCAUCCAGAGAUACUUCAACACGGAGAUCGAGCGCAUCGACACCCGCGACUGGGAUGAGGUCGAACGCAUCAUCAAGAAGACUAUUAAGAAUCCGCGCUCUCAGGCUACGUUUGGGAAAUAA
Molecule: messenger RNA, 1742 nt
Organism: Monascus purpureus
Lineage: Eukaryota; Fungi; Ascomycota; Eurotiomycetes; Eurotiales; Aspergillaceae
Source: the annotation of a GenBank genome assembly